UUGGGACUUCGCCGAGAAUUCUCUCCUAUUCAUCCUACUACGAGCUUAAACUUGAGCCAACUCUGGCCAUGGAGAUCGACCGUAUCAAAAUGCCCGUUUAACCUCCGUUGCGAGAUAAGAUGCCUGUAUCAGGGUCCUCUCCUGGCCGUCUACUAGUCAUUGGGAUCCUCUCUCUGCUCGUGGGCCACAUCAGCUCUGAGACAUGGAGCAAUGAAGUUUCAGACGUCCAGUAUGGCCGACUGGGAUCCAGUGUCACUCUGGCAUGCAGAGGUAGCAGGUCCCCAGUGGAGUGGCGUGUGAAUGGGAGCUCAGUGCUGCCCCCGCAGGCCGUGCUGCUGGACUCGUCCCUCACGCUCCCCAGCGCCCUCAUCUCCAUGGAGGGCAACUACAGCUGCCACGACCCCAGCGGCACCCUCAUCCAGGCCACGCGACUCCGCCUAGGCAACCCACCUGGCCCUGUGAACAUCAGCUGUCGGCUCCCGAGUCACUUCGUGGUGUGGUGCUCCUGGACCACGACGGUGGACUCCACACUGGCCACCCAGUACUUCUCCACGUACAGCUCACGGGAUAAUGGCGUCGUGACGGUGCAGGAGUGUGUCCAGGAGGAGCCGGGCAGACCCAGCUGCGUCAUCGAGCACCCUCCCAUGUGGAGCCCCAGGCACCUGCUCAACAUCACCGAGGUCAACCCCCUGGGCUCCCAGCAGACCAUCGUCAAAGUAGAAUUUUUCCAGCUCAUAAAGCCGGAUCCUCCCGAGGCCGUGAGGUCCAUGGAGGUGGAGGGUCACCCCACCAAGCUGCUCGUCCAUUGGAGGACCCCCGAGUCCUGGACGCCCGAGGACAUCUCGGACGUCGCCUUCCCUCUGGCCUUCCAGCUACGCUACCGGCCUGUCGGCUCCAAGUUCUGGUCAAUGCUGUUCACAGAGGACAACACCAGCCUGAUGAUCAUGGACGCCCUGGCUGGACACCCCCACCACAUCCAGGUGCAGGCCAAGGACGGCAUCAGUCCUGAAAGCCAGUGGAGCGACUGGAGCCAACUGAUCCUAGCACGGCCUUGGAUAGACUCAGAGCCUCUGCUAGUCACAGAGGAGACUACAAUCAUCACGUAUGUCCCUCCAGAAAACCACACAUGGGCAGACACAUCCACAGUCAAGGGAGCAGACUCUCAGCUGCCGGACGGUGGAGGCCUAGGAGUCGUGAUGCUCCUCAGCCUGUUUGCCGGGAUCGUCGGGAUCGUGGCGUUCACCGUCAUCCUCCUGCUGUGGAUGAGACACCAGAAGCGAGGUGGUUUGAGCAAGCAGCAGCUGACCUCCAUGGUGAAGGUGAAGUCCUUGCUAAUCUGAGAGACCAAGGUUGGCGGAGUGCUAGUUCCUUGUUAGCCCUCGUAGGGCUUUAUCAAAGGGAAUCCUCUCCACGGCUACUGAAGUGCUAAUAAGGCUCCAGUAUCCCACAAUUCAUCUGUCUCCGGUUGGUGCUCUCAAGGGUUGGUUCCGCGAUGCAGACGCUGGGAACUGUGAAUACAGACAAGUCCAUGUAGCAUACAGUGUACACACACACACACACACACACACACACACACACACAUGCACACACACUCAUGUAGCAUACCGUACACACACACACACACACACACACACAGACACACACACACACAGACACACAUGCACACACACUCAAACAAACAGAGAAACCGUAAAGACAAAGGAUCACUUUUUCACUUGGACAAUCACAAACCCAGCCCAGUUCAAAACUCAAAAACUCAUGAGCACACAUUUCCAGCACUGCCUUUUCCUUAGAGGACCUCUGUUUUACUCAACACAACCUCACACUCUCUCUCUCUCUCUCUCUCUCUCUCUCUCUCUCUCUCUCUCUCUCUCUCUCUCUCUCUCUCUCUCUCUCUCUCUCUCUCUCUCUCUCGCUCUCUCUCUCGCUCUCUCUCUCGCUCUUUCUCAUGUCUUUCUCACUCUCUCUUGGAAUGCUGUGAACAAAGCUCGCCUGUCUGUCACGUGCAUGGGCAGUGAAUUUGGGCAUUAUGGAUAGGUUGGCAUUCUCCGCAUUUCCAGACAAUGUGUUUCACCUGACGGCUACUACUGCUGCUAUGUGAGGAGGAGGAGGAGGAGGAGGAAGAAGAGGAGGAGAAGGAAGAGAUGCAUAUGUUUUUUACAUUUUAACCGUGCCUUCAGAAAACAAGGACUUGCAAACUUUGCAAUACCACCGAUACUCAGUGACAAACUCUACUGGGAUGUGUGGUCAACGAUUUUUUUUAAACAAAAUUGUUUUAGUUCCUGGUGUUGGGGGGUGAAACCAACAACUACAUUCAGACUCUGUAUGAAACAGUAAUAAGCCUUUUGACUUUGGACAUACACAAAACAAACCAUCCUUUGUUUUUUUAUUUGUUUGUUUGUUUUUUUUAAUCAUCUUUCAAUGUCAUCCACCCAUCCACCCACCCAUCCAUCCAUCCAUCCAUCCAUCCAUCCAUCCAUCCAUCCAUCCAUCUCCCCAUCCAGAAGCGCUCUGCUCCUGCUCCAUCAGUGCCUGUGACGACGGCUCUCCAUCGUGCCCAGUGAGCUCAGCGCUGACGGCGUGCUGCCCAGCGGGCACAGCUGGGUCCGAGUCGCUGUCUGCUCCUCAGCAGUGAGGGCCGAGUGGGCGGGCAGCAGAGACGAGAGGAAAAGGGGCCCUGAUUGGUCCGCUGCAGGCGUUGCCGUUGGCAACGUCGCGGCGACAGUAACCUCAGCUUCACUGCCCUCAGUCAGUCGUGCCUUGUCUGGAUUCCCGACACCCAAAGCUCCCUCCUCCCGUUACUCAUUCAGGUGAAUGUAUUUGUGUUGACAUUUAUGCAACGUGUGUGCGUGUGAUUUUAUAAGAAUCCUGUGCUAUCGUCUGGGAUUGAGCUUGUUAAAUGCUUCUCUCUUCACUCUUUCAAGCUAAUGGCAGUUAGUUUUACUGAAGCCUGUAUCUUGCAAAACAAAAUGUAUAUUAACCAUUCAAAUAAGAUGUUUGUCUAUACGGUAUAUCCCUCUUGUAUAAAGGUCUUUAUGAAAUAUAUAUAAAUAUAAAUAUAUUUGUACGUCAUCCCCAGUGACAUAAAGCUCAUCGUAUAUGUACAGUAUAUUCCCAUUACUUUGUUUUGGUCCUGGCUAUUAUCUUUAAGACCUGUACUUCAAGAAAUCAAUAAUGUUGUUGGGGAUUUGGUCUCUCUUUGUGCUGUGUAUGUACUCUUUGCAGACCGGUCACUAUGGACACCAGACUAGACUCUUGGCAGACACGCUAGUCCUGGCCCUGUGCAGACUCUAGUUGUUUACGGGCCAGAGCUCGAGUUCACCCGGACCCAAGUCUGUGGUGGAUUAGAGUCUGUGCCCGGCCCGGUUCUGUAUGGUUACAUUGGGCACAACACAUCCACGCCCAGACUUCGAACAGUUAGCCAGGCUCGCUAACCAGCUGUCAUUCAUUCCACCCUGGAAAUGGUGGCAGUGGUCCUCUCUCAAGUUUCUGAUUGCAACAGUCCUCUUGCAUUUCAAGUGCAGUAAACCUCCAGAGUGCCAUCAGGAUAAAGGUUCACAUCUCAUCAAAAGGCUCAGCAAGUUUAACCCUUCAUUUAGAUUAGGUUAGAUUAGAUUAGAUUAAAUUCAACUUCAUUAUCAUUGUACAAGUACAAAGACAACGAAAUGCAGCUUCAGCUGGUACCGUCACAUCCGUGUGAUGAGAAUGUUGGAAAAUGAAUGUUCUAAAGAAUAUCUGGGUUUGUGGAAUUCAACAUGGGAUUUUAGAACCUUACAUUGUCGUGAAACCGAGUCUUUUGUUCAGAACUCCCUUGAUGCAUUUUGUGUCACAGUCUUGUUGAUUGUCCGUCACGUUUGUAACAUCUCAGCUCUUUGGUGACCAACCGAAAGACUGAAGAUCGAAGGCCGCCCCAUGCAUGUCGAUGACUGAUCUGCAAUCUGAGUUUUGUGGAGCUGCGUUGCGUUUGGGGUUUUAUGUCUUUGUUUCUGCAACCUUGACGGGUGCAGCUGGCCAGAUAGAAAGGAUGUUUACUCUACCCUGUGUCCUCCACGAGCGGCUGACCUUUCGCUCUCUUGAGUGUUUUUUUACUGACUGACGUACUCUUGUUAACUAGUGGGGAAAAAAAGACAGCAGUCAGUGUUUGUGACAGUUGGUCUCCAGGACUGAUUAUUGUCAGAGAAACUCCAAAAAAUGAAGAGCUUAGUGCAGCAGAGCCGUGUGGCUGGGAGAGGGGGGGGAUGUUGGCAGCUCAGUAUUCACUGAAGUCGAGUUGUUUUGUUGUUGCGUUUGCCACCGAGUGUGCCCUUUUCAUGUUGCUCUGUGCUGUUGGACAGAGCAUGAGGUAGAAGAUUCAGAUGUCUAGUUCCUUUUUGUACAUGUAUGGACUGAAAGACACUAAAAGUGUAAGUUAAUGCAUAAAGAUGGCUGGGGCUUGUGUUUUUGCACACUAUGGUGUUAUGGUUUUACGCCAUAUGUGUUUUGUUUUUUUGUUUGUUUUUGUGUGUGUGUGUUCCCCUGCGUGGCGGGUGAAACAGUUGGCCGAGCUAAGUGGACCGUCUGAGUGUUUGGGAGCUCCAUGAUGUAGACCUGUGGGAGAGAGAGAGAUGUGUCACGUGGUUAGUGUGUGAGCCAGUGCUGGUGUGUCAUAUUGUACCAGCAGAAGUGUUGAGUUGUGGAAGAAUAGGCUGUGUGUGUUUGUUUAUGCUUGUGUGUGUUUGUGUUUGUGUGUGUGUGUGUGUGUGUGUGUGUGUGUGUGUGUGUGUGUGUGUGUGUGUGUGUGUGUGUGUGUGUGUGUGUGCUCAUUUGCGUGUGUGUGUGUGUGUGUGUCAUUCCACCUAGCAGAGGGCACUCCCACAGGGCGAAACAAUCCGUAGCCACCACUCUUCUCCCCACACUUUUAUAGUUUCUUAUAAAGUGUUGGCCUAACCCGUCAUUUGGAUGUUUUCUGUUGUCAUUUAAUCCCAGUCGAGCUGCAGUGCUCCAAGCGCAUGCAUUGUUUUGGUCCACUUUCCAUUGUCUGACUUAUGAAAGCAACAUCUGAGCGCUCAUGAAAUGAGCGAGUGGGAGAGCCGCGAUGUGCUCCCUAAACAACAAUGUUGUUCCCAAAAAAAUCUAUAUAAAAAAAUGUGGCCCCUUCCAGUCUGGGUUACUGGAGACUGAGACUCCAUGGAAACAGGUUUGAACAAGUUGGUGUCUAAAUUAGUUACACCAAGCGGUGUUUGGCCCUGUGCAUCCAGGUGUGUCGUUUUAGUCCCUAUGGUGUGCCAAAAAGACUUCGCUAACACUGACAACAGUGUUAAUGUUUUUUUUUUUUUUUUUUUUUUGGGGGGGGGGGAUUUCCCUUCUAUAUUUCGUUGAUGUUGGUUGUUUUUUUUUUAUUCCCCUAACUGAUCCCAACCUUUUCCUGAAACUCCUCAUGAGUCCAACGUCCAGAUUGUGAGCUGUUGGAAUGAGAAGAAUUGGCUUUGCACUCUGCUGCAGAACUCUGUUCUGCCGGUCUGUUCAUGGCACCAAAGUUGUUUGUCUCCAGUUGCUUCACCUUUGAUAUGUGAUGGUGAGGUUCGACCGUGGACUGCUGCCGUUGUUUAGCAGUAGAAAAGCAAGUCCACAACUAAAGUACUGUACAUAGAAUCUUUUUUUUUUUUUUUUCUGUUCAACACAAUAAGCUGAUUUGUUACUUUGACUGUAUUUUUUUGUGAAAUAAAGAUAUUUUAUCACA
Molecule: messenger RNA, 5719 nt
Organism: Sardina pilchardus (European sardine)
Lineage: Eukaryota; Metazoa; Chordata; Actinopteri; Clupeiformes; Clupeidae
Gene: il11ra
Product: interleukin 11 receptor subunit alpha
Exons: 12
Coding region: 120-1340 (406 amino acids)
Molecular function (GO): protein binding
Source: RefSeq, a predicted model, not a curated record